AUGGCCGACCUCCAUGAAGUUGUUUUCCACUGGCCCAGUACCGAGGCAGAGCGUGUAGUCGUUACCGGCACAUUUGACCAAUGGUCUUCCUCGGUCAAUCUCGAAAAAGACGCGACAGGGUUCUCUGGCACGGUCAAGGUUGACUGGGGCUCGAAGGUCCUGUACAAAUACAUCGUCUUCAAGAGUGCGGGGAGUCGGGAAUGGGCCUGCUCCCCUUUGGUGGCCACCGAAAAAGACGUUGCUGGCAAUCUCAACAACGUCUACCAAGCCCCACCAAAGCCAGAGUCAUCCCAAACGAAAGACACGACCUCGGAAACGACUACGAAUGGAUCAUCUCUGGGCCAGGUGGUCUCCGAUUUGGCUGAAACGGUAGUCGCUCGCGAUGGCACGACUUCGGUUCUGGAUUAUGUCGCCUCUGGCCUUGGAGCUGCCGUGCAGUCCGCCAUCGGGGUCGACCCCAUCAACGGGUCCAAGGCAAAAGAAACUGUUACGACUCCAAGCGAGACGUCUGUCGCACAACCGUCACCCGCGACAGUCGCUCCAAAGGUGCCCAUCGCCAUCGUCCCGGUUUAUGCCGAGGAAAUUAAGGCGGUCCCAAAUGGCACCAGCCAGCCAGUUGUGGAAAACGAGGCGCUUUCGACGCAUUCACCGCUUCCUGCGACCAUUCCUUCUCCGCCGGUUCCCACUCCAGCGCCGGCUAAAGAACCGAUAUCAGCCACGGUGGAAGUUACGCAACCAACGCAAGUCGUGGCCGCUGAAAGCACAACCUCCGAACCAACAACAACAACGGAGGUCGAUGCCACGCCUACGCCUGCAGUUGUUGAAGAACCAAUACCUGCUCCACCGAUAGCAGUCGAGCCAUCAAAAGAGACUCCAUUAGAGAUAACUGCGCCAGAGGCCAAAGUCGAAACGCCUGUUGUUGCUACACCUCCACCGGCUGCUGAGUCACCAAAGCCCGUUGAGAACUCGAGCAGACCCGCGACGCCAUCCAGCAGACCAACAACACCGUCCAAGAGAGGGAAGCAUGCUUUCCCCUCUGAAGAUUCCUCCUCCUCGGCACCGAACACACCAGUCUCCAGGUUUAGCACUGCAACUUCGACAAGGAAAAAGCGGCAUAGCUUGUUCGGAAAACUGAAGCAUCUCUUCGACAAGGACAAGGAAGAAAAAGAAAAGGAAAAGAAAUGA
Messenger RNA from Mycena indigotica, 1185 nucleotides. RefSeq names its product p-loop containing nucleoside triphosphate hydrolase protein. Gene Ontology annotation, molecular function: protein kinase binding. Bases 1 to 1185 code for a protein of 394 amino acids. The transcript has 5 exons. The record is from RefSeq and is a predicted model, not a curated record. Gene Ontology annotation, cellular component: nucleotide-activated protein kinase complex; cytoplasm; nucleus. NCBI's taxonomy places the organism in Eukaryota, Fungi, Basidiomycota, Agaricomycetes, Agaricales, Mycenaceae. Gene Ontology annotation, biological process: signal transduction.